AUUUUAGUUUAGGUAGUACUUCAAGCUUUGAAGCAUUUGGGAACCGGGCGAAAAAUUUGGUGACCAGCGCCCCCUCGCCACCAGCUGGCGGGCCGGCGAACGCCAUUUUGCUUAAGGGCACGGGCGCCGGCUUCAGGUGCGGCGGCAGCACCAUGGCAACGGCGGCCAUCUUAGGCGCGGGCAAGCGGCCUCCCGCGCAGCAUCCAUGACGGAAUUUGGAGAAGAGGGGACCUUGUAUGUCUCAGUCACCAUGUCUGGAAUUGGCAAUAAAAGGGCAGCUGGAGACCCUGGCCCUUCUGCACCUCCAGAGAAGAAGGCUGGGGUUGAAGACUCGGGAACCACAGUGGAGACUAUUAAACUCGGUGGCGUUUCUUCAACGGAGGAGAUGGACAUUCGGACGCUGCAGACGAAGAACCGGAAACUAGCAGAGAUGCUUGACCAGCGGCAAGCCAUUGAGGAUGAGCUGCGGGAGCACAUAGAGAAGCUGGAGCGUCGGCAGGCCACUGAUGAUGCCUCUUUGCUGAUCAUCAAUCGUUACUGGAAUCAGUUUGAUGAAAACAUCCGCAUUAUCCUUAAACGCUUUGACCUGGACCAAGGUCUUGGAGAUCUCCUGUCUGAAAGAAAAGCACUGGUGGUACCAGAACCUGAACCAGACUCAGACAGUAAUCAGGAGCGCAAAGAUGAGAGAGAGCGAGGUGAAGGACUGGAGCCAGCGUUCUCCUUCCUAGCCACCCUAGCCAGCAGCACUAGUGAGGAGAUAGAGUCUCAGCUGCAAGAACGUGUAGAGUCCUCCCGGCGUGCUGUUGCCCAGAUCGUCACAAUGUAUGACAAGCUGCAGGAAAAAGUGGAUGUGCUGUCCCACAAGCUGAAUAGUGGAGAUAUUACACUGAUGGAAGAAGCAGUCCUGGAGCUUAAUUCCUACCUGUCACAUGAAAAUGGACGGCUGCAGGAGCUGGCUGAUCUUCUUCAGGAAAAACAUCGAAUCAUGUCUCAGGAGUUCUCCAAGCUGCAAGAGAGAGUGGAGACAGCAGAGUCUCGUGUGUCUGUUCUGGAGACUAUGAUUGAUGACCUUCAAUGGAAUAUUGACAAGAUCCGCAAGAGAGAGCAGCGUCUUAACCGGCACUUAGCAGAUGUUCUCGAACGGGUAAAUUCCAAAGGCUACAAGGUGUAUGGAGCUGGGAGCAGUCUCUAUGGGGGCACAAUCACUAUUAAUGCCCGCAAGUUUGAGGAGAUGAAUGCAGAACUGGAAGAGAAUAAAGAGCUUGCUGGGAACCGCCUCAAUGAGUUGGAGGAACUGCGCCAGGAUCUUGCGGAAGUAACAACGCAGAAUGAAAAACUUAAGGUUGAGCUGCGACGAGCAGUGGAGGAGGCUGUGAAGGAGACUCCAGAAUACCGCUGCAUGCAGUCCCAAUUUUCUGUUUUGUAUAAUGAGAGUCUCCAGCUGAAGGCACAUCUUGAUGAGGCCCGCACUCUGCUUCAUGGCACCCGCACCACACACCAGCGCCAGGUGGAACUGAUCGAGAGGGAUGAGGUCAGCCUUCACAAGAAACUACGCACAGAAGUUAUUCAGCUAGAGGACACGCUAGCACAAGUCCGCAAAGAGUAUGAGAUGUUGAGGAUUGAGUUUGAACAGACGCUUGCUGCCAAUGAACAAGCAGGUCCAAUUAAUCGAGAGAUGCGUCAUCUCAUCAGCAGCCUCCAAAAUCACAACCACCAGCUGAAGGGAGAGGUGUUGAGAUACAAGCGCAAACUGAGAGAGGCCCAAUCUGACUUGAGCAAGAUCCGCUCUCGCAGUGGUAGUACUAUCUUACAGUCCCAGUCCAGCACUGAAGACACAAAGGAGGAGCCUCCAGAGAUCAAACAGGAGCCAGAUGAUCCUUCUGCCCAAGUACCUGUGCCCAAGGCUGCUUCUGAAGAUGCGAGUGAAGUUAAGGCCAGGCGAGAUGAAGAGGAACGGGAGCGGGAAAGACGUGAGAGGGAGAGGGAACGAGAGAAGGAAAAGGAGAAAGAGAGGGAGCGAGAGAAAGAGAAGGAAAAGGAAAAGGAGCGGGAGCGGGAAAAACAGAAGCAGAAGGAAUCUGAGAAGGAAAGAGAGUCCAAAGAGAAGGAGAAAGGGAAACAUGAAGAUGGAAGAAAGAAAGAGGCUGAAGUGAUCAAGCAGCUGAAGGCUGAGCUCAAGAAGGCCCAGGAGAGCCAGAAGGAGAUGAAGCUGUUGUUAGAUAUGUACCGCUCUGCCCCCAAAGAACAGAGAGACAAAGUGCAGCUGAUGGCAGCUGAGAAGAAAGCAAAAGCUGAGCUGGAAGAACUAAGGCAAAGGGUGAAAGAAUUGGAAGACAAGGAGAAAAAGGAGAGUAAAAAGAUGGCUGAUGAGGAUGCCCUCCGCAAGAUUCGAGCAGUAGAGGAACAGAUUGAGUAUUUACAGAAGAAACUAGCGAUGGCUAAACAGGAGGAGGAGGCUCUGCUGUCAGAAAUGGAUGUCACAGGCCAAGCCUUUGAAGACAUGCAGGAACAGAACAUCCGCCUGAUGCAGCAGCUGCGGGAGAAGGAUGAUGCCAACUUCAAGCUGAUGUCAGAACGCAUCAAGUCCAACCAGAUCCACAAGCUGCUGAAAGAGGAGAAGGAGGAGCUGGCAGACCAAGUUUUAACACUGAAGACACAGGUGGAUGCCCAGCUGCAAGUUGUACGUAAACUGGAGGAGAAGGAACACUUACUGCAAAGCAGUAUUGGAACAGGGGAGAAGGAGCUAGGCCUCCGAACACAGGCCCUGGAAAUGAACAAACGCAAGGCCAUGGAUGCAGCCCAGCUUGCAGAUGACCUGAAAACCCAGCUAGAGCUGGCUCAGAAGAAGCUACAUGACUUCCAGGAUGAGAUAGUGGAAAACAGAGUAACUAGAGAGAAAGAGAUGUUCAACUUCAAAAGGGCUGAGGAAGACAUUUCUAGGUUACGCAGGAAGCUGGAGACCACUAAGAAGCCUGACAUGGUUCCCAACUGUGAUGAGAUAUUGAUGGAAGAAAUCAAGGAUUACAAGGCCCGCCUGACCUGCCCGUGCUGUAACAUGCGCAAAAAGGAUGCUGUCCUCACAAAGUGUUUUCAUGUCUUCUGCUUUGAGUGUGUGAAAACACGCUAUGACACCCGGCAGCGUAAGUGCCCCAAGUGCAAUGCUGCCUUUGGAGCCAAUGACUUCCACAGGAUCUACAUCGGUUGAUUCUUUCCACUGGAGUCACAGGAAGUUGCUGCUUGUCGUGACCACCCAGCCUCCCUCACUUUCUCUUAUUGUCACCUGUGGGGCAGUCAGUGCUUCUGUCUGUUCAUCUACGGUCUCUUCUGGGCAGUGUGGUUGGGGAAUGGAAAGAAAUAGAUUGUAGAUUUUAGUUCUGUUCUUGUCCAUAUUCUUUUAUUCUCGCCUUCAUUUUUUUGUGGAUUUUUUUGAUGCCUCAGAGGAUGUUUUCCAUCUAUCAAUUUCACACUGUCAAGUUGGAAAAUAUCUAAGUGAAGUCCUGGCUUGGUUGGAUGAGAGCUGUCUGUGGUCCUGCAGAAAGAAAUGAGGCCUUCACAGAAUCACAGAAUCAUCUACGUUGGAAGAGACCUACAAGAUCACCCAGUCCAGACCCAACACUAACAAGUCCUCCACUAAACCGUAUCACUAAGCUCUACAUCUAAAUGUCUCUUAAAGACCUCCAGGGAUGGUGACUCAACCACUUCCCUGGGCAGCCCAUUCCAGUGCCUAACAACCCUUUUGGUAAAGUUCUUCCUAAUAUCCAACCUAAACCUCCCCUGGCGCAACUUUAGCCCAUUCUCCCUCGUCCUGUCACCAGGCACGUGGGAGAACAGACCAACCCCCACCUUGCUACCGCCUCCUUUAAGGUACCUGUAGAGAGCGAUGAGGUCUCCCCUGAGCCUCUUCUUCUCCAGGCUAAACAAUCCCAGCUCCCUCAGCCACUCCUCGUAAGACUUGUUCUCCAGACCCCUCACCAGCUUCGUUGCCCUUCUCUGGACUCGCUCGAGCACCUCCAUGUCCUUCUUGUAGCGAGGGGCCCAAAACUGAACACAGUACUCGAGGUGCAGCCUCACCAGAGCCGAGUACAGGGGGACAAUCACUUCCCUAGCCCUGCUGGCCACACUGCUUCUUAUGCAAGCCAGGAUGCUGUUGGCCUUCUUGGCCACCUGAGCACACUGCUGGCUCAUAUUCAGCUGCCUAUCAACCAGCAUUCCCAGGUCCUUCUCUGCCAGGCAGCUUUCCAGCCACUCAUCUCCCAGCCUGUAGCGCUGCUUGGGGUUGUUGCGCCCCAGGUGCAGGACCCGGCACUUGGCCUUGUUGAACUUCAUACAGUUGGCCUCAGCCCAUCGGUCCAGCCUAUCCAGAUCCUCCUGCAGAGCCUUCCUGCCCUCGAGCAGAUCGACACACGCACCUAACUGGGUGUCAUCUGCAAACUUACUGAGGGUGCACUCGAUCCCCUCAUCCAGGUCAUUGAUAAAGAUAUUAAAGAGGACCGGCCCCAGCACUGAGCCCUGGGGGACUCCACUAGUAACCGGCCUCCAACUGGAUUUGGCUCCAUUCACCACAACUCUUUGGGCCCGGCUACCCAGCCAGUUUCUAACCCAACGAAGUGUACGGCAGUCCAAGCGGCCAGUUUCUUGAGGAGAAUGCUGUUGGAAUCGGUGUCAAAAGCCUUACUGAAGUCAAGGUAGACCACAUCCACAGCCUUCCCCUCAUCCACCAAGCGCGUCACUUGGUCAUAGAAGGAGAUCAGGUUCGUCAAGCAGGACCUGCCUUUCAUAAACCCAUGCUGACUAGGCCUGAUUGCCUGGUUGCCCUUCAAGUGCCGCGUGAUGACACUCAAGAUAAUCUGCUCCAUGAGCUUCCCUGGCACUGAGGUCAAACUAACAGGCCUAUAGUUUCCUGGGUCUACCCUCCGUCCCCUCUUGUAGAUGGGCGUCACGUUUGCUAGCUGCCAGUUGAGUGGGACCUCCCCUGAUAGCCAGGACUGCUGAUAAAUGAUGGAAGGUGGCUUGGUCAGCUCUUUGCCAGUUCUCUAAGUACCCUCGGGUGGAUCCCAUCCGGCCCCAUCGACUUGCGUAUAUCCAAGUGCUGUAGCAGGUCGCCAACCAUUUCCUCGUGGAUUGUGAGGGCCACAAUCUGCUCCUGACCCCUUUCCACCAGGUCAGGGUACUGGCUAUCCAGGGAACAACUGGUUUUGCUGCUAAAGACUGAGGCAAAGAAGGCAUUAAGCACCUCAGCCUUCUCCUCAUCUUUUGUAACUAAGUUUCCCCCCGCAUCCAGUAAAGGAUGGAGAUUCUCCUGAGUCCUCCUUUUUGUGUUUACAUAUUUAUAAAAACAUUUUUUAUCUGUAACAGCAGUAGCCAGAUUGAGCUCCAGAUGAGCUUUGGCCUUUCUAAUUUUGUCCCUGCACAGCCUUACAGCAUCCUUAUAAUCCUUCCAAGUGGCCCGCCCUCUUUUCCAGAGAUCAUAAACCCUCUUUUUUUUCCCCUAAGCUCUAACCACAACUCUCUGUUCAGCCAGGCUGGUCUUCUUCCACGCCAGCUCGUCUUUGGGCACGUGGGGACAGACCGCUCCUGAGCCAUUAAGAUUUCCUUCUUGAGGAGUGCCCAGCCUUCCUGGACUCCUCUGCCCUUCAGAACCUCCUCCUAAGGGACUCUGCCAAGCAGUGUCCUGAACAGCUCAAAGUCUGCCCUCCUUUAUUUCAGGACUUUACUCUGGUUGUCAAGUAUUAAAUGCCGUGAAAGUAUGGUGGCAUUACUGGGUGUGAAUGGGAAGCUCUUCCCAUUGAAAGGCCAAAUAAGGAAUGAACUGGUACAUUUGUAGAGCUCAGUGGAGUGACUCCUUAGGCAUGUAUCUUCCUGAGUCAGGCCAAAAAUCUGUGAAGACUGGUGCAUUAGUAAACGUCGUCUGUACCCAAAAGCAUACGCACAUCUUUAUAUUCAUCAGGGAAGAAAGAAGCUGUUGGUAAAUCUUUGAAAAUAGCAUACCACUGAUGACCCUGGUUGAUGUGGACAUCUUCUAGGCUGACAUUGCUGUCAUUGUCCUUAGGUUCCAGAAAAUACUUUGUAGAGGUUUCUUUGGUGCAGUUUUGCCACAAGGAUUAAUCUUGUAAUGCACAAGCUAUAAUAAAAGCUGUGGAUUGGGUUA
Molecule: messenger RNA, 6148 nt
Organism: Cygnus atratus (black swan)
Lineage: Eukaryota; Metazoa; Chordata; Aves; Anseriformes; Anatidae
Gene: RNF20
Product: ring finger protein 20
Exons: 20
Coding region: 206-3205 (999 amino acids)
Cellular component (GO): HULC complex; nucleus
Molecular function (GO): ubiquitin protein ligase activity; metal ion binding
Source: RefSeq, a predicted model, not a curated record